AUGAAUACAGACUUGCUGAUCAUCCUGGAGGAUUAUGCAGACCCGUUUGAUGCUGCGGAUCAGGCGGGCGGCACACAGACCAUCGCAGAAAAACCCCCAGAGAAUGAUGGGUACAUGGAGCCCUAUGAAGCCCAGAAGAUGAUGGCCGAAAUUCGAGGUGGGCGUGCUCCUAAAGAUGGUCCGGUCCGGCAGCUCCCGUUAUACGACACUCCGUAUGAGGAAAACGGAGGCGAACCGGACGCUGGAUUGAGUUCGAGAGAAAGUCGAUUACCACAGGACGACGAGCGGCCGCCGGAGGAGUACGACCAGCCCUGGGAGUGGAAGAAAGAGCGCAUCUCCAAAGCAUUCGCAGUAGAGAUUAAAGUGAUCAAGGAUCUGCCGUGGCCUCCUCCGGUCGGCCAGCUGAACUCCAGUCCUCUGCUGAUGGAGGCAGUGGAGGCUCCGUCCUCUCCGGGCUCCAGCUCCUCCACCUCCGCCUGUGACCCCCAGCAGCAGCAGUUCGUUCAGUUUGACGGUGUGGAGAAGAAUCGUCCUCUGCAGCGUCACUCCAGCGCCUGUUUGGUGAACAUGAAGACGAGUUCAGUCGAUCAGAGCGUCGGAGAGAGAAUCGACCCCGCGCUGCCACUCGAGGGACAGUUCUGGUAUCAUGGUGCCAUCAGCCGUACAGAUGCAGAAGCUCUGCUCAGACUGUGUAAAGAGGCCAGUUAUCUGGUCAGAAACAGCGAGACCAGCAAGAACGACUUCUCACUCUCACUCAAGAGCAGCCAGGGCUUCAUGCAUAUGAAACUCUCACGGACCAAAGACAAUAAGUAUGUGCUGGGUCAAAACAGCUGCCUGUUUGACAGCGUUCCUGAGAUCAUCCACUAUUACUCCAGCCGCAAACUACCCAUUAAAGGAGCCGAGCACAUGUCCCUGCUGUACCCCGUGGCCAUAAGGACACUAUAACCCAUGCUGAGAAACUAUUAUUCAGCGUUUAUUCAACCAUCCAGAAACUAAAGUGCUACUGAGAUCCUUCAAGAAGACUCAUUUUCAUCUCAAGCAGAGCUACUGACUCCAGAUCAGCGUUGUAGACUUUAUCAGUGGUUUGAUUCAGCGCUCCUACAAACCAACUGCUCAGAACUCUAGUGUGGUGUUUAUACUGAUUUAUCAACCAUUUAUUGACUUCUGGAACACUGUUGAUAUGAAACAAAGACACUGAAUCUUGCUUUUAAUUAGCAGAACGGGACUUUCUGUGAGGAUACUGUUGUCUAAACAUACCAUAGUGUAAGAUAUGAACCAUUAAACAUCAACUAUUGCAGAUGAUACAGACAAAACCAUAUUCAGAGACUGAAUAAGACUGACCCACGUGAAGAACACAAAUACUGUAGUCAUUUAUAGGAAAUACUGUAGUGCUUCUGAACCAUACUAUAGUACACUCUAAUAAAAAAGCUGGGUUAUUGUAACCCAAUGUUGGGUCAAAUAUGCACAAACACCACUGUUUGGUUAAAAUAAUGUAUAAUUUAAAUCUAUUUGAAAAAAAUCAGCCCUGCCUUUUUGAGUGGAAAUCACUUAUUAGUUAAUCAGCACUUAUAAUUAAUUAAUUAGUUGUGUUCAUUCUAUGGUUGCUAUGGUAACAGAGCAACUAUAGUAAGUGAUCUGUUGUGGCAAUUCUGCAGAUGCUUUGGUAACAGCAACUAUAGUUAUUAAUCUGUUGUUGUCAUUCUAUAGUUGCUAUGGUAACACAGCAACAAUAGUAAUUGAUCUGUUGUUGUGAUUGUAUAGUUGCUAUGGUAACACAGCAACAAUAGUAAUUGUUAGGUUGUGGUGAUUCCACAGUUGCUAUGGUAACACAACAACAACAGUAAUUGAUCUGUUGUGGUGAUUCCACAGUUUCUAUGGUAACACAACAACUACAGUAAUUGAUCUGUUGUGGUGAUUCUACAGUUGCUAUGGUAACACAACAACUACAGUAAUUGAUCUGUUGUGGAGAUUCCACAGUUGCUAUGGUAACACAGCAACUAUAUUAAUUGAUCAACUGUGGUGAUUCUACAGUUCCUAUGGUAACAGCAACUAUAGUAUUUGAUCUGUUGUGGUGAUUCUACAGCUGCUAUGGUAACACAACAACUAUAGUAAUUGAUCUGUUGUGGUGAUUCUACAGUUGCUAUGGUAACACAACAACUACAGUAAUUGAUCUGCUGUGUUGAUUCUACAGUUUCUAUGGUAACACAGCAACUACAGUAAUUGAUAUGUUAUGAUUAUUCUACAGUUGCUAUGGUAACACAACAACUAUAGUAAUUGAUCUGUUGUGGUGAUUCUACAGUUGCUAUGGUAACACAACAACAAUAGUAAUUGAUCUGCUGUGGUGAUUCGACAGUUGCUAUAGUAACACAACAACUACAGUAAUGUAAACAAAUGAGCCAAUGCUGUAGUUUUCUACAAGUAUAGGGUAUAUUAUACUACAAUACACCACAGUUUACUGUAGUAAAAACUAAAGUACAGUUUAUCAGUGACUAUAGUAUGCUGGAACAUUCAUUAAUAGAGUUGUAGAUGCUAUAAUUUAUACAGUACAACACAAUUUACUCUAGUGUGGUUCAAAAGUACUAUAGUAUUUACUAUAAGUUACUGUAGUAUUUUCGAUGCUCAGAUAAUAGAGAGAAAGUCACAUGUGUAAUUAAGACUGAAAUAUCAUUGGGAUGUUUUCCAGAUGUUAGGCCACAGAUUUCAUGUAGUCCCCUAAAAUCAGUACUAAAGCGAGUAGGAGAGAUGGAUGCCGCCUCUUAAGUGUACUUGUACUGGGCCGCUAUGCAGAUCAUGAUUCUACAGCGAGGACCUUUAGAUUGAGAAUAAAAUAAGAGUCACUUUAUUGUGGAGGAGAGCUGAGGACGAUCUGGAGAAUGAAAUACGCCUGUAUUGUCUACCUCAGAAAAUCACUUUCAUUCCUCCAUCAUCCGCCGACCUGUAAGGUACAGUGACGCUGCAGAUUUAUCUGUGUGUGUGUGUGUGUGUGUGUGUGUUUCUGUCCCGUUCUGCAGACUCACGUUUCCUCCAGAUUUAGCCUUUCGCUUUAGGAGAUGCUUGUUGUUUAGCUGGACGCUAUCAGACGCUUCUGUGAGUGUGUUUUACAGCGUGCUGUCCUGUGGUUUAUGCCUUAUACUGUACAUGCAUGGAUUAAAGAGAAGCAGAGCGCGGAUGAGGAGUCCAGCACCGGCUCUCUUCACUCUCUCUGACUGUAAUUUAUUAUGGAGAAAAUAAUAUCAGUGACAAUAAUAAUAAUGAUGAUGAUGCUAUGCUAAUGAUUUAGUCUGACUGAGACUUGUUUCCGGCCAGUGUGUGUGUGUGUGUGUGUGUGUGUGUGUGUAUGUGUGUGUGUGUGAUACUGAUAUAUUUGACCUUAUAUUGCUUUGCAAGUGUGUGUGUGUGUGUGUGUGUGUGUGUGUGUGUGUGUGUGUGUGUGUGAGCUUGAGUGCGUGUGUGUGCGCAUUUGAGCAAGUGUGUGUGUGAUACAUGUGUCUGAGUGUCUGUGUGCAUCUGUGUGUAUGUUUGUAUGUGUGUGCGCAUCUCUGUAUUUGUGUGUGUGUGUGUGUGAUGUUCAUACAUCUGACCUUAUGUUGCUUUGUGAUUGUAAACUGAUACUCUGAUUGGAGGCUGUUUGCCAUGGAAACCCUUUAGAGCAGUUCAGCCAAUCAGACGGCAGAUCCUCCUUGACCUCCGCUGUGACCUGUGGUUUUCCUCUUUCUUCUGUCAUCCAGCCACUCUUUAUCUUCAUGUUGUUCGUGUGUGUGUGUGUGUGUGUGUGUGUGUGUGUGUGUGUGUGUGUGUGUGUGUGUGUGUGUGUGUGUAAUCUCUGACAGCAGGAGCACAGGUCAUUCACUGGUGGAAGAUGAGUCUGUGAAACCCGUCAAAGAUAAAGAAAUGUGUGUGUGUGUGCGUAUGUGUGUGUGUGUGUGCGUGCGUGCGCGUGUGUGUGUGUGUUGAUUUAUUUGACGUGUGCAUCAGCAUCUGUACAGAACCUCUCGCCAGAUGUAAAUACUGAAUGUAUUGUUUGGGGAUGUAGAGGAUUUGAGAUUAUGAUGAAUAAAGUUUAUGGGUCUAACUUAA
This is a messenger RNA of Danio aesculapii, 4077 nucleotides long. RefSeq names its product SH2 domain-containing adapter protein F-like. Gene Ontology annotation, molecular function: phosphotyrosine residue binding. The transcript has 7 exons. NCBI's taxonomy places the organism in Eukaryota, Metazoa, Chordata, Actinopteri, Cypriniformes, Danionidae. The record is from RefSeq and is a predicted model, not a curated record. The coding region runs from base 1 to 945 and encodes 314 amino acids.